Messenger RNA from Betta splendens (Siamese fighting fish), 1581 nucleotides. RefSeq names its product beta-1,3-galactosyltransferase 5-like. Gene Ontology annotation, cellular component: membrane. The transcript is spliced from 2 exons. The record is from RefSeq and is a predicted model, not a curated record. NCBI's taxonomy places the organism in Eukaryota, Metazoa, Chordata, Actinopteri, Anabantiformes, Osphronemidae. Gene Ontology annotation, molecular function: N-acetyl-beta-D-glucosaminide beta-(1,3)-galactosyltransferase activity. The coding region runs from base 39 to 1037 and encodes 332 amino acids.
UUACCUGUGGUUUCAGACGGGAACAAGCCGAAGCUUUAAUGGAGAACAAAAGGAAACGAUGCAUCUUCAUCAGCUUCAUAGGAGUAAUGCUCUUCCUCUUUGUCAGCUUUUACAAUAAAUUAAUCAGCCCUAAUGGUUCCAGUCAACCAGUAAUGGUAUCACCACAAUCAAAACUAGACCAGUGGGAGGAUCCUGGCCCGUAUCAUGUGGCCUAUCCAAGAAACUACAGAUUCAUUAUGGAUGAUACAGCAACAUGCAGGAACAGGACUCCUUUUCUGCUCUUGAUGGUCCCAGUUGCACCCAGUGACGUGGAGGCACGGGACACCAUCCGGAAGACAUGGGGCAGUGAGAAGUCGGUUCUGGGCCAGACGGUUGAAACCCUCUUCAUCCUGGGCCUGCCAGGAGGACCUGAUCACGAGCAGCAGCAAGAGAAGCUCCAUCAGGAGAACCUGCAGCACCGUGACCUGAUCCAAGGCAGGUUCCAGGACACCUACCGCAAUCUGACCAUCAAGACCAUGCUCACGCUGGAGUGGCUCUCCCUUUACUGCACCAAGGCUUCCUAUUACAUGAAGAUUGAUUCUGAUAUGUUACUGCAUGUCCCCAAUUUGGUCAAGUUGCUGCUGGAUCCUAAAACACCCAAACAAAAGUACAUGUCAGGCCUUGUGUGGUGGCACAGCCCAGUUAUAAGGAACCCUUUUAACAGGUUCUAUAUGCCAGCACGUGUGUUUGCUGAGCCAGAGUACCCUCCUUACCCCCUGGGCAUGGCCUAUGUCAUGUCCCUGGAUCUGCCCGCGAAGCUUCUGCAAAUGUCCUCUCAGAUUAAACCCAUCUACAUUGAGGAUGCGUAUCUGGGCAUGUGCCUACAGCGCCUGGGCCUCGCUCCCACCGAUCCUCCUGAGGACACCAUGUUUUUAGUCCUCCCCAAACACCCACUGAGCAACUGCCGCCUUUCCAAAGUGAUCGCCGUGACGACGGAGAGCAGGCAGCAGAUGAUGAGUUACUGGCAAAAGAGCAAGCGACUGGAAGCUGAAUGCUGAAGUGUUUGAUCAGGUGUUUACAAUGUGUUUACAAUGGUCCUGUAAUGAACCCAGACAGACAAACGAUGGGUUACAGGAGGAGCGAGCUGUUGAUCACUACUGGCCUCAGAUACUCUUCCCAACCAAUCAGAGCAUUUGGGGGCGGGGCCUAAGACUUCUAGCACACACUGAACUGGACCCAAAUAGAAUAAAAGGUGUAUUAUGUGGACAUUAUCAAUUUAAAUCUUAUCUGAAUGGCAAAGUUAAUGGAAACAAAGCAUUAACUGUGAAUCUGAAUUAGCUGAAUCACCGUAGUACUUUGAUGGAUGCCAGUAAAUCACCCAGCGGAGGAAAACUUGGGCAGACUGCAUUGGAUGCAGCGUGUGGGAGAAGUAUAAACAGAAGCAGGGCAAGCUGCUGUGUGAUACACUACUUAUGAAUUAGUAACUAACUAUGCUUCUCAUAUUUAUGCGUAAUCUCUGAAAAGACAUGCAGGUAACGUAUUUGGGCGGUGAUUUUAAUCGCUAGUACAAAUAUAAAAGAAUAAAUAAAAAUAUGGAAGAUG